Salvia hispanica is the source of this 354-nucleotide messenger RNA. The record is from RefSeq and is a predicted model, not a curated record. Lineage: Eukaryota; Viridiplantae; Streptophyta; Magnoliopsida; Lamiales; Lamiaceae.
AUGGAUGAAAGUGCUGCUGAAGAGCUGGAGAUGCGAAUGAUACUGGAGACGAUCGUCAACGACUACCUUGCGACGAUGUAUCGGCGGGAAUGGCUGGUUAUCAGCGAAGACGGAGAUGACAUUCUCUCUCUAUUCGAGACGCGUCAAUACAACAAUACCGACGACGUUGAGGAUGGAGACGAGACGGAUAAUUGUUGCAUAUGUCUCGAGCGUCUGCACCGUGGGCUCGUUGCGACUUUGCAUUGUCGCCACGAGUUUCACGGGGGCUGCAUAGGGAGGUGGCUCCGCGGUGGCCGGAAUUUCUGCCCUCUCUGCAAAGCUAGGGCUAUCAAUUCAAGUGACCUAAUUUCAUAG